AUGAAAAACAAGAUGAGCUUUCUUCCACAAGAAGGAGAAGCGUGUCCUUCCAGAUGCCCGGAUAACAGUGCAUUCAAACAACAGAGACUACCAGCUUGGAAGCCCCAGCUUACCAUUGCGGCUGUGCUCUCCACCUUCUUUCUCACAGGCAUGUUCUGCCUCUCUGUGGGAGUCUGCCUCAUACUGUCUGCAAACAGCGUCAGAGAUUUCCAGAUUGAUUAUUCAGAUAAAUGCUCAGAUUGUUCAAAACUCCGUGAAAAUUCCUCUAAUUGGAAUAAGGAGUGCCACUGUUCUGUUAAUUUCACACUAAACGAAGAUAUAUUGGGUGAUGUUUUCAUGUACUAUGGGCUCCAAAACUUCUACCAAAACCACCGUCGAUAUGUGAUAUCAAGAAGUGAUGCACAGUUGUUGGGUCGAAACGUAAAU
Messenger RNA from Nestor notabilis (Kea), 426 nucleotides. Its product is annotated as cell cycle control protein 50C-like. Gene Ontology annotation, cellular component: Golgi apparatus; endoplasmic reticulum; plasma membrane. Lineage: Eukaryota; Metazoa; Chordata; Aves; Psittaciformes; Psittacidae. The record is from RefSeq and is a predicted model, not a curated record. Gene Ontology annotation, biological process: phospholipid translocation. The annotation marks the transcript as partial. The transcript is spliced from 3 exons.